AUGCCUAAAGCCACCAAAGCCACUACUUCCAAAAUGCCUAAGGACAAGCCCGUUCGCAAGGCCACCAAGGAGCGUGUCCAGCGCCGCAAGAAGGACCCCAACGCCCCCAAGCGUGGUCUCUCUGCUUACAUGUUCUUCGCCAACGACAACCGUGACAAGGUUCGCGAGGAGAACCCCGGUAUCACUUUCGGCCAAGUCGGAAAGAGCCUCGGUGACAAGUGGAAGGCUCUCACUGAGUCCGAGCGCAAGCCCUACGACAAGAAGGCUGCCGAUGACAAGAAGCGUUACGAGGAAGAGAAGGCCAAGUACCAAGAAAGUCUGGCCAACGCCGAUGAAGAGGAGUCCGAGUAA
This is a messenger RNA of Penicillium angulare, 351 nucleotides long. It is a transcript of the gene nhp6, whose product is annotated as high-mobility group nucleosome-binding protein. NCBI's taxonomy places the organism in Eukaryota, Fungi, Ascomycota, Eurotiomycetes, Eurotiales, Aspergillaceae. The transcript has 4 exons. The record is from RefSeq and is a predicted model, not a curated record. Bases 1 to 351 code for a protein of 116 amino acids.